CGUCACAAAACUUUAGAGCAACCGAUGUCGUGGUGUUUGAUUUACACGAUUCGCGCCUUGCUGCGAGAAAAAGUGCUCUAAGUUCUGAAUUUUACCAGACGUUGUGGUUACAUUUUGGUUGACACAUUUGUCGACCAAGCCAAGAAAGCGAGCGUGCUUUUUGGUAUUAAGUUGCGAGUAAAAGAGUAAAGAAAAUGCCGUUAAGAGGCCCGGGCUUCAACCAGCCGGUAACUACGGCAGUCUUAUCCGUCGCCGCCGUGGCGACAAUGCUAUGGCUCCUCUUCUCUGAAGACACAGAGGGCGAAGAGAAGAAGAGCGAGAAGAAGACACACCGUCCGCGGGAACCAAGGACGAUCAUGCUGCCAAAACUGUCGUUUCGCGACUUUAGGAACGAUGUGUUUUUGUACGGCGAGGACGGUGAAUACGAGGUCAUUGUGUUGGAGGAGUGGGUCGACAAGUAUGACGGACCCUCAUCAGCCUAUUCCCGUCGUUCCUUCCCGACGGAAAGCCGGAGCUGGCCCACGGUAGCCCAGUCCUACCGCCCCGCGGCCCCACAGCCCCGGCCCCGCCAGCCUGACCGCCGUCCUCCCGGUAAGUUCGGCCUUGGCGCCAUUGGAAGCACUUAUUCGAUCUUCGGGGAUGAAGGCCUCUUCUCCGACAUCACUGGUAUGGGCGACUUCCAUAGAGAGAAACCUGCAGCCGAUACCAUCGUGCACCGCGUAGAGUCGGCAGAGUUUCUGCGCCGUGUGCGCGCUGCUAAAAUUAAAAUUGAAGCUGGCGACAUCUCACGCCAUUCCGCGGAGAAAGAUGAAGAUGAUGCUUCAGGGCCGUCCUGGCGGGAGGUGAAAGAAGAAGAGUUUCUGAAGCGCGCUGCUAGAGAUGUAGUUGACGCCAACUCACGCCACUCUGAGGAGACAGAUGAGGAAUAUUGUGAUGCCCCAGGGCUUCCCCUGUUGAAGAUAAAAGAAGACGAGUUUCUCAAGCGUGCUGAAUUAAAUGAAAUUAGCACCAACUCACGCCAUUCCGAAGAGGGAUCGGUAUACAUCGAUGUGCCGGGUUUGCCUCCCUGGAUGGUAGAGUACGACGAAUUCUACAACCCCAACCCGCCUAUGUGGCUAGCUGAGGACAUGGAAGUUGAAGACCUGUUCUUUGACGCGCUGGACGUACCGCUACGAGCUCUCCCUCAGUCCGCAGUCAAGGCACAGCAGCUCGGUCCUGUACAGGAGUUGGAGCGGCCUCAUCAACUGCUGAUGGCCCUCAUCAUGUUCGUCAUGACGGAGUUCUUCGCCUCCUUCCGGAUCCUGAUGUCCAGCGUGACAGAAUCGCUGGGAGGCGCCAUGCAGAGCGUGUUUGCUGUUCUCCAGCCCCACUACGAUAAGAUCAAACAGCUGAUUCUCCCCUUCAUCCCGUCCGUUGUCAAGGAUUCCAUCCUCUCAAUCUCCGGGUGCACCUGGAUGUUGAUGACCAGUGUAGCUGAGUCGACAGGAGGCGCUAUGAACAGGGCAUUGGCACUCCUCUGGAUCCACUCCGACAAGUUUCAGCUCGUGGCCAAUAAAAUCAAACAGCUGCUGCAGCCCCUCGUCCCUUACGUCAUGAUGUUCAAGGACUCCAUGGUGUCCAUGGUGGGAUCCGCCCGGAUGAUGGUGGCUAGUGCAGCAGAGUCGGUAAGAGGCACUGUGAACAGGGCAUUGGAACUUCUCUGGAGCCACUCCGACAAGUUUCAGCUCGUGGCCGAUAAAAUCAAACAGCUGCUGCAGCCCCUCGUCCCGUACGUCAUGAUGUUCAAGGAUUCCAUGGUGUCCAUGGUGGGAUCCGCCCGGAUGGUGAUGGCCAAUGUAGCAGCGUCGACAGGAGACGCUGUGAAUGGGGCAUUUUCAAGUUUCCAGUACGACAGGUUUCAGGCCGUGGCCAAUAAUAUCAAACAUCUGCUCCUGCGGUUCAUCCCGCCCGUUAUCCAGGAGUGUAUGGUCUCUUUUUAUGGCUCCAUCCGGAUCCUGAUGACCAGGCUCCCAGAGUCGAUAGGAGGCGCUUUGACCAGGGCGUUGUUAGCGUUGCACUACGCAAUCUUCGACCUCCUGUACACCAGCCUAAAACAGCUGCUGUUGGCCUUCAUCCCCUAUGUAGUCAAGUUCAAGGAAUACAUCAUCUCCAUAUACGGUUAUGUCCGGAUCCUGAUGAUCAAACUUGUAGUGACUGUAGGGGGCGCUGUGAAAAGGGCGUUGCUAGUGUUGCACUACGUCGGCUUCGAUCUGAUGUACACUAACGUAAAACGGCUGCUGAUGGCCUUCCUCGCGUCUGUUCUCAGGUUCAUGGAGUGUAUCGUCUCCUAUAUCAUCUAUACCCUAAUCCUCAUAUAUCUGAUGAGGCUAUCGUACACCGCUAGAAAGAGACAACCGAACAGACGGACACUACAUAGUUUAUAAAAAAACACAAACGAACGAGUUCCCGACGGACUGAUGCCGUUGUGUAUCUUCGGGACUGUUCUUCCUACAAUAGUCAGUCAAGUUCUCUUCGGUAAAUAUCAAUACCAGGGUGUACGGGUACGAAAAAGUGAAAAAAAAUUUGGCGGACAUUCUAAGCCAAAGAUAUAAAAAUCAUAUAUAGAUUAAAAAACAUGGACAUCUUUUAAGGGAUCCCAUGAGAAAAAAAGGUCGACAGAAUGACAAUUUAUUCGAACGAGCCUCCAACAAGACUGAUGCCACGGUGUAUCUUCGGGGUUCGUCUCAGUGCGCUUUCUGCAAUUUCAGGUGUUUGGGAGUAUGUAUUAGACUCAACUGUACGUUUACACGGUAUGGGCAUUAACAUUGUAUCUUCUUUGAUGUUGUCACUUUACCUGCUACAAUGCGUCCUCCCUUUUGAAUAUUUGUCCAAGGUAUACUGCUUUGUCAAUAUACAGGCACCAAAUUGUAAUUGUUGUUGAAAUAGAGAAUGAGAAAUGUCAAUGUAUUCCUGGGGUUGGGCAUGUGAAAAUUGCAUGCUUAAUGAGGCUUAGUGCCAAUUACAUACAUGUAUGCUGUGUACAUUCCAUAUAUACUAGCAGGGACAAUGUGAACAUAUUCUCUUGGGUCAAAUAUAUAUGUACAGUAUGUAUAUAUACAUUCCUUUAUCCGAACCUUAAUGUUGUUUUACCAUAUCUUUAUUGUUACUUAGUCAAGGAGGUCUCCAUAUAACCGCCUUGCUUUUUGUACCGUUGAGGAAUUAAUGAACCACUAUUGUUGUAUAUUUGUAUAUCACAUGCCCAAUGAAGAUUGUAUUGUCUGUUGCAUAUUUCUACAUAUUUGAUUCAAACAUUUCAGUGACAACAUUGUCGCACCCUAAUGAGCCACUACACGUACUUACUCUUCACGUUUCUGUACUUAACGUUGCUUAUAGACAGGGAGUUGUCAAUUUGGCACUUGUAAUUACUAGUGCACUACUAGUAGUCUCUCUAUAUAUCUAAUUCAAGCUAGUAGUGACUAUAUCUUCACAUCCUGUUGUGUCACCAAAAAUUUUGUUAACCAACUCUUUGCUGUAUCAUCGCUGUAUCAAUACUGCUAGUCAUGGACAGUUGGGAAUAGUGGGCGAGGUAUAUUAUUUUACCCUUUUGUGUGCUCAGAAGUGCGUGAGUUGUUUCAUUAAAGAGUUACUCUUGA
Branchiostoma floridae (Florida lancelet) is the source of this 3632-nucleotide messenger RNA. RefSeq lists its product as uncharacterized. The transcript has 3 exons. Lineage: Eukaryota; Metazoa; Chordata; Leptocardii; Amphioxiformes; Branchiostomatidae. The record is from RefSeq and is a predicted model, not a curated record. Bases 195 to 2423 code for a protein of 742 amino acids.